Messenger RNA from Periconia digitata, 2403 nucleotides. The record is from the annotation of a GenBank genome assembly. NCBI's taxonomy places the organism in Eukaryota, Fungi, Ascomycota, Dothideomycetes, Pleosporales, Periconiaceae.
UCCGAGAUGUCUACAGAUGCUUCUCCUACCCCGCCUGAGUCGACCGAGCCUAGCCACCGACAGCAGCCAUUCCAAAAAAGCUUCUCUUGUGUUCUCUGCGCACAAAGAAAAGUUAGAUGCGACAGAACUGCAGGCGGCUGCUCCAACUGCAUCAGGUCACGUGUGAAUUGUGUAUAUAAGACCCCGCCACCUCCACGAAGGCAGAAGCGGGGGUUGAGAGAGGUGGACAGCCGCGCUCGACUUCGCAUUUACGAGGAAGUGCUGCGCAAACUUGGCGUUGAUCCCGAGGCAUUGGUCGCACAGGAGUUGAAUCGGGCAAAGAAGAGGGCCUCCAUCAGUGAGAGCCGGGCUGUGAACGAUUUCUACGAGGCCGUGCUGCCUGACGAAGUGAAGUCUGGACGGAGAUGCGAUGAGGGACUUUUGGUCUCUGAAUCUGGAAAGUCGAGAUAUCUUGAGAACACGCUGUGGACGAGCUUGAAAAGUGAGUUCCGCGACUCAGAUGUCCUUGAAGACAGCUCGUCCGAUGAAGAUGGCGGCUCGGCCUCUCUUUCUUCCUUCUCGCCCACGAACGGUGGGAGCCUGUUGUUGAGCUCUUCAAGAUCGGGUAUUGACCUACAUUACCUCCAUCCGCACCCAGCCCAGGUCUUCAAACUUUGGCAGACCUACCUCGACAACGUCAAUCCGCUCGUAAAGGUUUUUCAUACACCCACUGUUCAGCAGAUCGUUUCGAGUGCGGCGGGUAGUAUCGAAGAUAUCCCGAAAAAUACCGAGGCCUUACUGUUUGCGAUAUAUGCCGUAUCGGUUGAAUCACUCAGUGAGCCUGAGUGUUUGAGUAUCAUGGAUGAAUCGAAAACUGGAGUGAGUAGAAGGUUUAGGUCAGCUACACAGGUGGCACUGGUGAAUGCCAAUUUCAUGAAGAGUUCAGACCCCAUGGUGCUGCAGGCUCUUACGCUGUUCAUUGCAUCUUUGUAUAAUGAUGAUCCUCGCGUCAUAUGGGUUUUGACUGGCGUUGCAUCGCGUAUCGCUCAACGACUGGGCUUGCACCGUGAUCCCGAUACACUCAAUCUUCCACCAUUCGAAAGCGAGAUGCGAAGAAGAUUGUGGUGGCAGAUCGUAAUGCAGGAUGGCUUUGCUGAAAAGCUGGCCGGGACAGGCAGGACCUCAAUCGGUUCUGCUGUGAAACCGCCACUCAACCUCAACGAUAGUGACCUAUUCCCAGGCAUGAAGGAACCUCCCAAGGAACAUGAUGGCGCAACCGAGAUGAUGUUCUUUCUCAUUCGUGUCCAUCUCGGUGAAUUCCUUUCCAAAUCCACAAUCAACGCUCCCUCCAAUUUCGACGGCGUCUGGAACAAACUCACGACUAGCACCGCUAGCCUAGACGUCAAGUUACAAGCAAUCACUGAACUCGAGACCAUGUAUACGCGCAAAUUUUUGCGAUACUGCGACGAAUCUGUGACAUGGCACGGCAUCUGCGCCUUACUCAUCAAGUCGAUCAUUGCGAUGCUGCGUUUCAUGGCACACACACCCGAUCACAGCUCUCGCAACCGCUCCAAAGAAACUCCCACAGCUUCCUCAUCAUCUGAUCAUGACACACUAUUUCUAAACACGAUUUCGAUUCUCGAGAACCAAACUAUCGCAUACAUUAACCCGUCACUCCACGGCUACCUCUGGCACAUCAAUGCACACUUCCAAUGGAAAGCCCUUAUUCACGUCCUCUCUGAACUCUGCCAUCGCACCACGGGCCCAGAAGUCCAACACGCGUGGGACCAAGUACAGAUCCUCUUCAACUCUCAUCCGCAGUUGAGCGCAGAAACGAGUAAAACUGCAUUUUUGCUGGCUGUAGGGAACCUAACGCUCAGGGCGUGGGAGAAGCGUGUUGCGGCUCGCGUUGUGCCGUUAGAGAGAGAGCCUGCGUUUGUGGGGAGACUGAGGGGGUGGGUGAAUAAAAGGAUGCGAGCGAUAUCUAAGGGGAAAGGAAUGCCGAUGGCAAAUUCUGCCCAAUUUCAUACAUCACAGGGUCUCCGUGACCAUACUGUCCCAGCAGCUACAUCUGCCAUGCCCACUGAGGAGACCUCCACAAGCAACGUAUACCACCAAAACGCUCUAGACUCAUCCGGAAGUACUUCCCAGUAUUCUUACUUGCCUCAGCAACUUCAGCAGCAUGGAGAUCAGCAAUUUGUUCAACCCCUCCCGCUAUCAUCAUCCCUAGGUCCCUCAUUUCUUUUUCAAUCUCCUGCAGAUGAUACAAAUGUCUUCAAUAAUGAGGAUCCCUCGCAGAUGGAUUGGGCGACGUGGAAUUCGCUGCUCGCGGACUUAGACGGCGACAACGAGUAUAUGCGGAAUGACGGUAUAGAUCCCGCUACUUUGGAUAUUGGGUUGGACCUGAAUCUUGGGCUUCGUUAG